CGACCAACCAGGCUUUUCAGCAUCUCUCUGAUAUUUCCACUCAAUUGACUUCAUCGCCCCGUCACAUAGCCACCGCACAUCAUCAUUAUGGCACCAAUCACAAGUCCUCUUCAAAUCACCAAUCUUGAAGAUGGAGAGACAAUUCAUCAACGCUGCCUUCUUGUCACCGGAACAUAUGGGUUCGAAGCCGCUGAAGGAAGUUACAUACACGUAACUACCAAAGCAGCAAACAAAUCCGAAAACUUCCCAGAGCAGACAUGGCCUCUAGCGGGUGGCCACUUCAAGGCCAUGGUCAUGCUCUCUCCAGGAUUGAAUAGGCUCGAAUUCGCCUACAUCUGUAACGACUGCAUCGAACAUACUGUUGAGACGAACGUCAAUUACUGGCCUCUGAUGCAGUAUCCACCUCUCCAUCUCGCAAUCAUGGUUGCUUCUGACUCGCCGUGUCUCAUCGAUUGUCCUCCUAACAAGGCUGCUGGUGUGUCUUCGGCACACUCGGAUUUGGAUGCUGCCAUUGCCAAGCUUCGCAUGACUGCGUACAUGUGGCAAGCCAUGACUGCCGAAGAUUUGAGAAAACAAGGUAUUGGAAGACGCUCCUUUCGAUUGGAGGAGGAAUGGACUGCAGACACUGUUAGUCGCGAGUUUAUCAAUGCGCGCAUUGGCCAAACUCUCGCACAGGACGAUGCUAUACGGUCCACAGCCAAGAUCCACGUCAUCCGCUCUUCCAAGACAGUCAGGGAAAUUCGCAACGAGAAUAUUGCACAGCAGAACGACAGAGCUCGCAACAAGAACGCCCUUUUCGACUAUUUCAAGGAAGCGUUGACAGAUGCUGGGGGCCCGUUCGUUUCUGAUGCUCAGCCCAUAGUUGCUGGCCUGAUCUUGGACUCUCAGUACAGCAUGUCCAAAGGUCUUAUUCUCGGACACGCCGCCCUUGGUUGCCACGAUUCGCAUGGUAUAUCACUGGGCAUGUUUGGAAGCCACUUGACCUACUCUUGGCCGCGCUUUCUGGAAGAAGUUACCAGCUGUUUGAGCGACACACGCAAACCUGGAGAAAAGGUGGGCAACGAUAACAGACAGUGUACUACCUUAUGGGAAGCCUGUGCAAUUGGUCAGGGUGCUCACAUGCACGAAGUCGGUCAUGCAUUCGGCUCGCCGCAUCGCCCUGGUAUCAUGGAGCGAGGUUAUGCCCAAGAUUGGGUUAAGAACUUCGUCUCCCAAACCGCAUACUCGCGCUACCUGAAGCAAGAAGGCGUAGUUGUCGACCCGGAAAACACACCCAACAACGCACGCUGGGACCUAGCAGAUGCGCUCUCAUUCCGCAUGCUUCCCCAUUUCCGACUCCCUACCGACCCCAUCCUCAACGAAACAGCCCGAAAAGCAAAGCCCGACGUGAGCGUAACGCACGAAGACGAAGGAGGCUCCGCAACCCUCCACAUCAACUCAUACAGCGGCAUCGCGCGCAUAACCUUCAACAACACCGAGCACGAGCAGCCCGCAGAAUGGCUGCACAAGGCACCCACAACCAUGCAAUUCACUGAAGCCGAACUGGACCAGCGCUUCAACCGCACCGACCCGCUCUCCCUCCGCAUCCUCGCCUCCAACGGCCGCGAAACAAGCACAGCAAACGUGUGGAAACUCCUCGCCAGCAAAUCCUUCAUCCGCAUCCCCGGCUCCAGCAUUGUCCUCCGCAAACACCUCGCCUACUUGUCCUCCGACUCCGACGACCACUACCGCCCCGACGACCCCUACGAAUGGGCGCAGCUCCUGCGCGAGCGGGGCUCGGAUGGAAAACUCCACCGCGCCGUGUCGAUUGACCUGCGCGUCGGCUGUCUCUGGGACGGCGGCGUAGUCAAGUAUGCUGACGGCCAUGUCUCGCACUGGGGUCCGAUGCGCGUGUACGGGUCUACGCAUCGGUUUGGGGGCCACGCAUCCGAGAAGAUAAAACUUGCCGAGGAUGUGGAGAUUACGAGCGUCCAAGUUAAUCCGGAUGAGGGCGUCAGAGUGCACUUGUCGAAUGGGGAGAGUAAAGGGGAAUUGAAUGCGGGGGAUGAAGAAGGCGAGAUUGUCGAGGUGAAACCUGCUGCUGAUGAGAUUGUGGUUGGGUUUUUCGGCAAGAGCAGGCGCGGUGGGUUCAAUGGUGUGUGCGAGUUUGGGCUGAUUUGUGUGAAGAGGGAGGUUGGGUGGGAGGGUUUGCCCGAUGCGGUGUUUGGACUGGUUGAAGUGAGGAAUACGGCGGGGAUGGAGGAGGGAGAGGAGAAUGCACAGACGGAAGAUGAAGAUGACGACGAAGAAGAUGAGGAUGAGGAUGAGGAUAUGCAGGAUUGAAGUGUAUAAACCGCCUUCUUUUUUUGUAAUAAUUUCUAAUCUUAGGACUUUUUCCCCCCGCCCCCCCCCUUUUUUUUCUGAAUACAUGAUUCUCCCUGUCUUCACACGACUACUACUACAUAAUAUAUAUAUG
Bipolaris sorokiniana ND90Pr is the source of this 2455-nucleotide messenger RNA. RefSeq lists its product as uncharacterized. Gene Ontology annotation, cellular component: cytoplasm. Lineage: Eukaryota; Fungi; Ascomycota; Dothideomycetes; Pleosporales; Pleosporaceae. The transcript has 2 exons. The coding region runs from base 88 to 2322 and encodes 744 amino acids. The record is from RefSeq and is a predicted model, not a curated record.